This is a messenger RNA of Penicillium longicatenatum, 594 nucleotides long. RefSeq names its product mitochondrial 54S ribosomal protein mL59. The record is from RefSeq and is a predicted model, not a curated record. The transcript has 2 exons. Gene Ontology annotation, cellular component: mitochondrial large ribosomal subunit. The coding region runs from base 1 to 594 and encodes 197 amino acids. Lineage: Eukaryota; Fungi; Ascomycota; Eurotiomycetes; Eurotiales; Aspergillaceae. Gene Ontology annotation, molecular function: structural constituent of ribosome.
AUGUCGGUAAACGUGGGUACCGUGGGCAAUCUGCCAAUCCGCCUCCGCAACUUCUUCGCCCGCUAUCCUCCUCAGAUUUACUCCGCGCUCGUUGCACCCCGAUUAACUCCCCCGGAGGGCGAAGCUUCCGAACAAACCCUUCCAUCACCGUACACCCCCGACCGUGAUGUCAAGGGUGCUCACAAGCCUGAUCCCGAGGCCUUCUCUCCUGCAAAGGCUCUCCUGUACAAUAACCCCGAAGCUCGCAACCCGUUCUUGCCCCAAAAGAUCUUCCGUACCGGCAAGUGGCUCGGUCCCCGAUACGGGCUACGACAACAGGCCGACCUUGUAAAAAUGGCUGCGAAAUACAACGUGGAGCAACUACUCCCUCCUGGUAUCAAAUCGACAGAAUACAAAGCUGCACGUUUGGCUGAGCGUGGUCUGCGUAUCAAGGGUACUGGUAUUGGCCAGAAGGUCAAGGGUCACAAGUGGGAGCGCACUAUGGAGGCCAGACUCGAGGAUCGUCGCAAGGCGAUGGUGGAGAUGCCGGAGAUGAUCCGUUUGUGGAAGCAGAGAGGUCAUGGUCGUGGCUGGCGCCAGUGGCCCAAGCGGUAA